AUUUCUCCUAUCUCUGUUCUCCACGCGUCUACAUCAUCGCAUCCUGUGGCGCGCAUCGCGUGGAGCAGCCCCAUCAUGGCCCCGCUAUCAUUAUGACGUACUCUUCGCGUUGAGCUCCAUAACAAAACCAAAGACCCGGAAAGCUCAUCACAGCAUUCAACAACACUCACGAAUUAUAAACACUUGACAAAACCACGCUCAAUAUAGCAACCAGUCCCUCAAACAAUAUCAAGAUGGCCAGCGCAACUAGGAAAGACCUCCUCAAGAAGGUCUACAACAUGGUACCGCCCAUGCUUGAAAGCUUCCACAAGGGUCAAUUGGGUCGCGUAGCUGUUAUCGGCGGUAGUGAAGACUACACUGGCGCGCCCUACUUCUCUGCUAUGGCAUCCGCAAAGCUAGGUUGUGACAUGUCUCACGUAAUCUGCGAACCCGGUGCCGGUGCGGUGAUCAAGACUUACUCUCCCAACCUCAUGGUGCAUCCAUACAUGCGUCAAUCGAAGAACCUCGCCAAGACCGAAAGCGCAGAGAGCAUCACCUCAGAAGUCGUUAGCAUGCUAUCACGCCUACAUGUUAUCGUCAUUGGUCCCGGCCUUGGUCGUGAUGAGCUCAUGCAAAACACCUGCGCACAGGUUAUCCAGGAGGCAAGGAAACAAGGCAUUCCGUUCGUGCUGGACGCAGACGGUCUCUACCUUGCGCAGACAAGACCGGAGCUUGUGGAUGGCUGCACCGAGUGUAUACUCACACCCAACGUUGUUGAGUUCGGAAGGCUAGCCAAGGCUAAGGGUGUAGAUGUCAAUGAAGGCGAUCCUUCAGAGCUCUGCGCCAAAUUGUCAAAGGCUUUUGGCGGCGUCACCAUUAUUCAGAAGGGCUCCAAGGACUACAUAUCCAAUGGCUCGCACACACUCGUAUCCGAGGGUGAGGGUGGUCUAAAGCGCUCUGGUGGCCAAGGUGAUACUCUUACCGGCAGUUUGGCGACCUUGUUGGCAUACAGGAAAGCAUACCACGACAAGAUCUGGGAUAUCGGAACCGAGAUGUCGAGGAGUGAGACACUUGCUCUUGCAGCAUAUGGUGGAUCAUGCAUUACCAGGGAGUGCUCGAAGCUUGCAUUCAAGGAGAAGGGCAGGUCGCUACAAGCCAGCGACUUGACUGAACAUGUGCACACUGCUUUCUUGAACGUCAUCGGUGAGAGGGAAGAGACUCCUAACUUGUAAGUUGGGUAUGGCAACAUUG
Messenger RNA from Alternaria alternata, 1230 nucleotides. Its product is annotated as YjeF domain-containing protein. Gene Ontology annotation, molecular function: ATP-dependent NAD(P)H-hydrate dehydratase activity. The coding region runs from base 234 to 1211 and encodes 325 amino acids. Lineage: Eukaryota; Fungi; Ascomycota; Dothideomycetes; Pleosporales; Pleosporaceae. The transcript has 3 exons. The record is from RefSeq and is a predicted model, not a curated record. Gene Ontology annotation, biological process: metabolite repair.